Messenger RNA from Diaporthe batatas, 1602 nucleotides. RefSeq lists its product as uncharacterized. Gene Ontology annotation, molecular function: protein dimerization activity; linear primary-alkylsulfatase activity. The record is from RefSeq and is a predicted model, not a curated record. Gene Ontology annotation, biological process: dodecyl sulfate metabolic process. NCBI's taxonomy places the organism in Eukaryota, Fungi, Ascomycota, Sordariomycetes, Diaporthales, Diaporthaceae. Bases 1 to 1602 code for a protein of 533 amino acids. The transcript has 5 exons.
AUGGACUGCAAGCCAUCUUUUGAUGAUCUACAAGACUUUGACGAAGCUGAGAGGGGCUUCUGCUGUGCCCUAGAGCCUGGUAUCAUCAAGAAUAAGGCCGGAGAUGUUGUCUGGAACAUCGACCAAUACAAAUUCUUGGAUGGCGAAUGCCCAGAGACGGCGCACCCACACCUCUGGCGACAGGGCCAGCUCAACUCCAAGCAAGGAUUGUACAAAAUACAGGAUGGCAUCUACCAGACUCGAGCAUUGGAUCUUUCCAAUAUGACCAUCGUCGAAGGCAAAACCGGUAUCAUUAUCAUUGAUCCUCUGGUAUCAUGCGAGUGCGCAGCAGCCGGGCUGGACUUGUACAGGAAACAUGCCGGCAGCGAUCGGCCUGUGACUGGUAUGAUCUACUCUCAUUCUCACGGAGACCAUUACAUGGGUGCCCAGGGCGUGCUGCCAGAGGCUAUGCGGAGGAGGGCCGCAUUCAUGUACGGCAACGCCCUCCCACGAGCACCGGAUGCGCAGAUUGGCACUGGGCUGGGAAUGGCAUCGAGCGUUGGCACAACUUCACUCAUACCGCCGAACCUGUUGAUCCAGAAGACGGGCGAGGAGCACAUCAUCGACGGCAUCCGCAUUGUCUUCCAGAUGGUCCCCGGCACUGAGGCGCCAGCGGAGAUCAACUUCCACUUUCCUGAUCUCAAGGCACUUUGUGUACCGGAGACGGCCACAAAUUGUAUGCACAACAUUGUAACCUUGCGCGGUGCGCAGGUCAGAGACGCGCAAGCAUGGUCCGGCUAUCUGGACGAGGUGAUAGCAGAGCAGCUUCGUCUCCCCCCUGCGAUAUCGAAGGCCUGGCAUUGCAGAGGCUUCUACGGCUCCCUGAGCCACAACGUCAAAGGUAUAUAUCAGCGCUACAUGACCUGGUUCGACGGAAAUCCGGCUCACCUGUGGCAAUAUCCUCCUGCUGAGGAAGGCAAACGAUACGUCGAAUGCAUGGGUGGUGUUAAAGCUCUCUGCGACAAGGCCUCUACUUUCAUUGACCGAGGAGACUUCCGCUUCGCCGCGACACUGCUUGCGCACGCAAUCGCUGCAGAGGCCAAUUCUCCCGACCCCAGGGCAAAAGAGCUCCUGGCCAAGGCGUACGAGCGGCUGGGCUGGGGUGCUGAGAACGCUACCUGGCGCAACUUCUAUCUUACCGGAGCCCAAGAGCUCAGAACUGGCAAGAAUUCUGGGAUGGUUGCUGGGGGCCGAACGCCGUUGGGACCACAGUUAUCAAUCGCCCAGUGGUUCCAGAUCCUCUCGGUCCAGCUCGACGGUGAGCGAGCUGCUGAAUCGUCAUUCUCGAUCGGCAUCACUGUUCCCGACGCCGGAGAACAAUGGCAGCUCCUGGUGAGCAACGGCGUACUCAUCAGCCGUCAACUCUCACCCGGCGGGAAGAAGAAGGGUGUAGCGUGCCAGUCAGAUCUCGAAGUCACGCUCUCCCGAGCCGAGUUGCUCGAGGCACUACGGGGCAAUGGUUUGAAAGCUGAACAGCAGAGCGGCAAAGGCGAGCUGUGGAAUCAGUUGAUGGAUUUUGUAAAGACUCGCAAUCAGUCCAUGCGAGGACCGAGCCAGAUUUGA